GCAAACACCUGCUGGUUCGUUUGGCAGUACUUUUGGGGUAGCCUAUCUACUGUAUGUUUGUGAGAAUUAAAGGGGACAGGUUUUCCAGAGAAAACGAAACUAAGCUGGGUGCGGCUCCCAUUCAUUUGGAAAUAGGUAUUUCUUCACUCAUUUGCAGCGUGGAGUGCUGAAUGAACCGAACUUCCUUCUGAGUUUCCACAGCUUACAGAACAGAGAAAAGGCAUGGCCGUCCACCAGCAGCCAACCCAUGUGGUAUCAGUGAUGACCACUUCUACCCAAGGCCCUGGGACGUGGAGCACCGGCCUCUGCGAUUGCUGCAGUGAUAUGGGCACCUGUUGCUGUGGUCUUUGGUGUUUCCCCUGCAUGCAGUGUCAGACAGCCGCUGACCAUGGCUGGUGCUGCUGUAUGCCACUACUGGACGUCUGUUGUGUGGUGUCUUGCCUGCUCCGCUCGUCCAUCAGAGAGCGCCACGGCAUUCCUGGCUCAUGCUGUGACGACUGCUGCAAGUUGUACUGGUGUUACCCGUGUGUCUGGUGCCAGAUGAAUCGUGAGCUGAAGAUCAGGGGCAACCAUCCCGGCAACAGCGCUGUGAUCACCACACAGGUCAUCAGGGGAUAGGCAUAAGGCAUGUUUGCCAACCAUUAUCCUUAAUGUCAUAGUGCAUAAUGCCUACAACUCCAACUGUGUACUUUUGCAAAAAAACAUGACAUCUGCACCAAAUUUUAGCAGUUGGCACUGAGCACCUUCGCUUUGUGAAGUAGUGUUUUGUCAUUUGUAUUGCCUACAGUAGAUUUAGCUUCUUCUUCUUCUUUUAGAGUUAACUUUGGUGUUCAAAGCCUGAGAACCAUUGUAAAAGCAUGGCGUUUAGAGUUCAAUGUUAGCAUUUUAAUAUUCUGAUACUGUAGGAUGUUUGGCUAAUAAAAUAUUUUUAUUUCCGUUGACCAGAUCCAUCUAGCAUCUUUACCACAACAAAAUCACAUUAUUAUUAUUAUUAUUAUUAUUAUUAUUAUUAUUAUUAUUAUUAUUAUUAUUAUUAUUAAUAUUAUUUUGUCAACAGGCUAAAACUCUAGUAUGAAGUCUUCUUACUGAAGUGAGACCCCCUCACUUCUCUCUUUUAUCAUGAUGUGAAAGUUGGCCAAACUGUUGCAGAUACCGGACAUAGAAAGUGAGGUUGGAGCUGUCGGUUACUGAGUCAUUUCCUGGUUAGAGUCCUAUCAAUCAUACCACAUAAUCACAUAUUUUGGUUUGGUAUAUGAGAUAUUUGAUCAAAAUAUGUUUGUCAGUGAUGGUGUACUAGAUUCAUACAUCACUGAUUAUUAGGUGUGUUGAUCCAUAGUUGUUGCAUGAUUAAAUAUUCAAUUCUAUCAUUUAAUUACAAUAACUGCUUUUGAGCCAAACAUAAUAAAAGGUAAACGCA
Messenger RNA from Etheostoma cragini (Arkansas darter), 1417 nucleotides. It is a transcript of the gene ponzr1, whose product is annotated as plac8 onzin related protein 1. The coding region runs from base 223 to 618 and encodes 131 amino acids. NCBI's taxonomy places the organism in Eukaryota, Metazoa, Chordata, Actinopteri, Perciformes, Percidae. The record is from RefSeq and is a predicted model, not a curated record. The transcript is spliced from 4 exons.